AUGUCGAGCGAAGAACUUCGUAACAAGCAAGGUAUUGAGAACUACACCAAGUUCUGGGACAAGAACGCUGCUAAGGACGUGGAGACGGAGCAGUCGAAGCGUAAGGACCAGUACACGGAUGUGGUCAACGCCUACUACGACGGUGCCACGGAGCUGUACGAGUACGGCUGGGGUCGCAACUUCCACUUUGCUCGCUACUACCCUGGUGAGGCGUUCUACCAGGCUAUUGCUCGCCACGAGCACUACCUGGCGCUUAACAUGCACCUGCGUCCGGGUAUGCGUGUGCUCGACGUUGGCUGUGGUGUCGGUGGUCCUGCGCGUGAGAUCGCCCGCCUUGCGGGCGUGAACAUUGUCGGCGUGAACAACAAUGCUUUCCAAGUGGAGCGUGCUCGCAAGUACACCGAGUCGGCUGGUCUGCAAGACCAGGUGUCGUUUGUCAAGGGCGACUUUAUGAGGCUCAAGGAACAGUUUGGCGAGAACAGCUUCGAUGCUGUGUAUGCCAUUGAGGCUACGUGCCAUGCUCCUUCGUGGGAGGGUGUCUACGGUGAGAUUAUGAGUGUUCUCAAGCCGGGUGGCGUGUUUGGUCUGUACGAAUGGUGCAUGACCGAUGCAUGGGACCCGUCGAACCCGGAGCACCGCAAGAUUGCGCACGGUAUCGAGCUGGGUGACGGUAUCCCGGAGAUGCGCACGAUUAAGCAGGCGCGUGAUGCGUUGAAGAAGGUCGGCUUCCAGAUCGAAAGGGAUGUGGACUUGGCUGACCAGGGUGACAAGAUCCCGUGGUACUACCCGCUGGAGGGCGACAUUCGCAAGGUGCAGACCCUUUGGGAUUUGUUCAUGUGCUGGCGUAUGACAUGGUUCGGCAAGCUCGUUACGCAGACGACGGUGCGUAGUCUUGAGUACGUCGGUCUCGCGCCGAAAGGCACGUACGAUGUGGGUGAGUCGCUGAAGGUGGCGGCCGAUGCGCUUGUGGCUGGUGGCAAGACCAAGCUGUUCACGCCGAUGAUGCUCUUUGUUGCGCGUAAGUCUUCGGCCUAA
Molecule: messenger RNA, 1035 nt
Organism: Malassezia pachydermatis
Lineage: Eukaryota; Fungi; Basidiomycota; Malasseziomycetes; Malasseziales; Malasseziaceae
Product: delta-sterol c-methyltransferase
Exons: 1
Coding region: 1-1035 (344 amino acids)
Biological process (GO): ergosterol biosynthetic process
Cellular component (GO): endoplasmic reticulum
Molecular function (GO): sterol 24-C-methyltransferase activity
Source: RefSeq, a predicted model, not a curated record